Molecule: messenger RNA, 1956 nt
Organism: Arachis stenosperma
Lineage: Eukaryota; Viridiplantae; Streptophyta; Magnoliopsida; Fabales; Fabaceae
Exons: 2
Coding region: 1-1956 (651 amino acids)
Biological process (GO): DNA integration
Molecular function (GO): nucleic acid binding; RNA-DNA hybrid ribonuclease activity
Source: RefSeq, a predicted model, not a curated record
AUGCCCUUCGGCCUGAAAAACGCCGGAGCCACCUAUCAGCGACUCGUUAACAAGAUAUUUCGCAACUUAACCGGGAACAAAAUAGAAGUCUACAUCGAUGAUAUGCUCGCCAAAACGGAAUCCGGGGAGCAACUAACCGACGAUCUAAAGGUCAUAAUGAACACCUUGCGAAAGCACCAAAUGCGACUCAACCCAACAAAGUGCGCUUUCGGAAUGGAAGCAGGAAAAUUCCUCGGAUUCAUGAUCACACAACGCGGAGUUGAGGCAAACCCGGAAAAAUGCCGCGCCGUCCUGGAGAUGACAAGUCCCAAGAACCUCAAAGAUAUCCAAAAGCUCACCGGCCGACUAACCGCACUAUCCCGGUUCCUCGGAGCGUCGGCACAAAAGGCAAUUCCUUUUUUCAAACUUAUGAAAAAAGGAAUUCCAUUCAAAUGGGAGAAAGAAUGCGAAGAAGCUUUCCAACACUUCAAAAAGGUCCUAACAGAACCUCCAAUCCUUGCAAAACCUCAAACAGGGGAAACACUAUACUUGUACCUCUCCAUAACGGAAGAAACAAUCGCAGCAGCACUCGUCCGGGAAAACGAGAAAAAGGAACAAAAACCCAUAUACUUCAUAAGCAAGGUGCUACAAGACACGGAAGCCCGUUAUUCACGACUAGAAAAACUGGCUUUCGCACUCCUCUCGGCAUCCCGACGACUACGACAAUACUUCCAGGCCCACCCCAUAACGGUCCGAACCGACCAAACGGUCAAACAAGUAUUACAAAAACCCGACCUAGCAGGAAGAAUGCUAGCAUGGUCCAUCGAGCUAUCCCAAUUCCAGAUCAGGUUCGAGCCCCGAAACGCCAUCAAAGCACAAGCCUUGGCCGACUUCAUCGCCGAAAUGACUCCGACGAAGCUGACACCCGAACCAUGGAAACUGCACGUCGAUGGCUCAUCAAACUCCACUCACGGAGGCGCCGGAAUCAUACUCGAAAACCAAAAUGGGAUCACAAUUGAACAAUCAAUAAGAUACGACUUUCCAGUAUCAAACAACCAAGCAGAAUACGAAGCCCUUUUGGCAGGCCUAAACCUAGCUCGGGAAGUCGGCGCCAAGUUACUCGAGGUUAACACCGAUUCCCAGGUGUUGGGGAAUCGACCUCGUCGGGCCCUUCCCCACGGCACCGGCCAACUUAGAUAUCUCAUCGUCGCCAUAGACUACUACACCAAAUGGAUUGAAGCCGAACCCCUGGCCUCCAUCACGGCAACCCAAUGCCGGAAAUUCGUCUGGCGACAGAUCAUUACUCGGUUCGGAAUUCCCGAAGUCAUCAUCUCCGACAAUGGAACCCAAUUCACAGACAAAAAAUUCAGAGAACUCUUAGAAGGAUUGCACGUAUCCCAUCGCUUCAGCUCGGUAGAACAUCCCCAAACAAACGGACAGGUGGAAUCCGCCAACAAAAUUAUCGUCAAAGGACUUAAGAAACGACUUGACGAAGCCAAGGGAUUGUGGGCAGACGAGUUGGGAUCAGUCCUAUGGUCAUACCGAACAACACCCCAAACAAGCACGGGAGAAACGCCCUUCCGACUCACAUACGGCGUAGAAGCUGUCAUCCCAGUAGAAAUCGGAGACCCCAGCCCCAGAAAAACGGUUGGAGGUAACGACGAAGAAGCAGAACGAGACCUCAUAGACGAGGCAAGAAGCAUAGCCCACGUCAAAGAAUUAGCACUCAAACAAAGGAUCAGCCUAAGGUAUAAUCACGGCGUCAUCCGACGAGAAUUCGCGGACAACGACCUCGUCCUACGACGAAACGACAUCGGCCUCCCGACCCCAGGAGAAGGAAAGCUCGCACCCAACUGGGAAGGACCAUACAGAGUCAAGGCCGUAAUAGGAAAAGGAGCGUAUAAACUCGAACGACUAGACGGCAGCGAAAUACCAAGAACUUGGAACGCGGCCAACCUACGAAGAUACUAUACUUAA